Molecule: messenger RNA, 1155 nt
Organism: Blastomyces gilchristii SLH14081
Lineage: Eukaryota; Fungi; Ascomycota; Eurotiomycetes; Onygenales; Ajellomycetaceae
Exons: 2
Coding region: 376-1155 (259 amino acids)
Biological process (GO): cellular response to misfolded protein
Cellular component (GO): endoplasmic reticulum membrane
Molecular function (GO): Hsp70 protein binding
Source: RefSeq, a predicted model, not a curated record
GCAGGCUGACAAAUGGCGGCUAAAUGAGGGACAGUUUUCUUACUGGGGUGCCUCAAUUGGCCUGACUCUUAACUGUGCCUCUCAAGGCUCAGCAAGGCUCACUCGCCCACUGCAGAUUUCACAGAGCUAAUGUAACUGUGCUGAGGGUGGGGGGAAUUCACCCUUUCUUCCUUUCUUAUGAGACUGUCUGCCGCCCUUUGACCAUUUGAUGGGUUGAAAGCCUCAUCUAUACGAAAGUGUUUGGAAGAACAAUUUCAACUUUGGUUGAAUAUAUUCCGUAUUUCAAGCGGGAUUUGUGUGCUUUUUUACGGAAAUUCUUCCAGCCGCCUUCAUCUCAUCCCGCUUCCUUCCUAGUCUACAGCCACAGAUCCAAAGAUGACUGAACCAACGGAAAUCGAUUGCUACCGCAUUCUGAAAGUGUCGAAAGGCGCGUCGUUAUCAGAUAUUAAAAAGGCAUAUCGCAAGCGCCUGUUGGAAACUCACCCAGACAAGAACCCGGGGAUAGAAUCAAGUCUCUUUGUCAAGGUCCAAAGUGCGUGGGAAACCCUGAGCGAUGCGUCGAAACGAUACUGUUUCGAUUGCAAAUACGAGAGGAUUAAACAAGAAUGGGACAAGUAUGAGGAGGCCUGUGGGCGGCAGAGGAAGACAACGACAGGUGCAGGCAGGCAGGGAACAGGAGAUAAAUUAUUUACGGAAGCAGACGUCCACGAAAUCCUAGAAAAGCUACGCCGAGCUGAGGCGGCCCUUAAGCGAGAAGGAGAAGAGAAACGAGCCCGAGAGAAGCGGCAAGAAGAGGAGAAGAGAAGACGGGAAGAGGAGAGGAGAGAGGAAGAGGAACGAAAGAGAAAAGAGCAAUUCCCGAAGAGCAGGAACGCAUUCGAUUUCUCUGCUAUGGAGGACGCGCUUGAUGACCUUGAUGACGGAUGGAGCGGGGGGCGAGGGUGGUCGGGCACAGCACGACAGCCUCCAAACCUGCCUCGCGAGGAGUGGAAUGGCAAUGACAGCCACUGCCACCAUAAUCGGUGGUGGCCAUACGUCUAUGGUGCUGGCUCGUGCGAUUAUUGCGAUAGAUAUUGCCCAAUAUACCUUCUGGGCUGCCCUAGUUGCGACGCUCUGGCGUGUGUGCCUUGCAAGAUUCGGGUAACUGGUAGUUGA